This is a messenger RNA of Brugia pahangi, 6087 nucleotides long. The record is from the annotation of a GenBank genome assembly. NCBI's taxonomy places the organism in Eukaryota, Metazoa, Nematoda, Chromadorea, Rhabditida, Onchocercidae.
AUGAGUAGCGAAGAAGGUGAUUACGAUGAAGCUGCAAACUUAAAAGGUGUGGAAAAAAUAAAGAAAAAAGGAGGCCGUGGACGAAUAUUAUCAAAACUUCGGGAAGUUAGUCGACAUAUAAAGUCACGUAUUUCACGUGAUCGGUCAAUAUCAUCAUCAUCACAAUCAACAGAAUAUAAUGAAAACAGCAAAUCGAAGGACAUUAAAACUGAGCUAGCUGAAAGUGAAUUCACCGAAACACCGAUGCAAACCACGGAUGCAGUUUCGUCGGAUCAAGAGCUGGUAUCCGAAACAACCAAUUCAACGGAUAAUUCGCGUCACACUAUUGCAUUGCGUAAGAAACGAAGAGUUGCUGUUGUUCAACAAAUGACUGAGAUGGAAGAUGAGAAGGAAGAUGUUGAUGUGUUGCAGUCUUUCACUGUACGACUAUAUAUAUUUGAAGCCCGUGAACUUUAUGGAAAUAAUUUAAAUCCUUUGCUCCGCGUGAUCUUAGAUGGUCGUUGUCGUUCUAGUCUAUCACAACAUAAUACAAAUUCACCACGUUGGAAUGACUCUCUCUCUUUCACGGUCCAAAAGUCUCUUCAAGAUAUGAUGCGAACAUGUUUGGAAUUCAGAGUUUACAAUGCUCGACAACUUGCACGUGACACAUUGAUCGGAGGAUUUCAAUGCGAGCUAGGAUACAUUUACAAAUCAGAACGACACUUGCUUCAAGAAAAAUGGCUUGUUUUAAGAGCUGACUAUCAAGAGAUUGAAGCAACUGGAGAAACUGAUCAAAUUGCUUCUUCCGAUAUACGUGGCUUUCUGAAGGUAUCAAUAAAUGUACGUCGAAGCCUUGAUCCAACACCGGCACCAUCGUUACGCAGUAUGGUGACACAUGACGACGAGGACAUUUUGUUCUCCGGUUCAUUAAUGCAGUAUACCAUGCUGGUAAGAAUUUUUCAAUUGUGCCAAAUAGCUGAUCAUUUGCGAAUACACAACAAUGAUGUUGCGAAGCUCGCUGUCCAAGUACAGAUUGGAAAAGAACGUGAAAUGACACACGUUUUGCCAGCUCUUUAUGAAGUGGUUGAUUUUAACGAGGAAAUCAUGCUUCCCGUGGUUUGGCCAACCGUUGUUAAAUAUAUAUCAUUUCGUAUUAUCCUCGUUUAUCAGACAAAAAUUCGCAAAAAGAAUGCGGAGAAAAUACUGGCUACUGCCCACUUAAAUUUAUCUGAUAUCUGUCAAUCGGGAUAUGUGAAUGCAAUAGCAAACGGUCAAUCUACUUCUGAUAAUCAAGGUUUUCUGCCAGUAUUUGGUCCAUCGUAUAUAAGCUUUUAUGCUUCAACUGAACAAGAAAUAUCGAGAAAAGUAGAGAAAGCAAUACGAGAAGGAAGACGACCAGGCGACUGUUUUGUUGCUCGUGCGCUUAUUGAAGUGAUAUGUUUGGAGGAAAACUGUGGCCAAAUUUGUCGUGAUUUGGUAACUCCUGAUGUUGUGUUAUCGUUGAAACCACAACUACGUACAUCAGAAUAUGUAUUAUUGUCUACAUUUUUUGCUGUAAAUAUGAUUCAUCCUAAACUUAAAUCCAAAAAUGUGCGUUUUUCGUUGAGUAUAGGAGAAUACGGCAAUCGAGCUUACGGAAAGGUACCAAAAUGUACGGCACGUACACUUUCGGUUAUGCCAGCCUUUGCUGAGAGGUACUAUGCUAUGCCAUGGGGAAAUCACAAGCCUGUUUGUGAAAUCCCUUGUGCAUGGGAGGAUGUUUCGUUUCGAAUGAGACACUCCAAUGUUUUGCAGAAGAUAGCCAAGAUGCUGUUGCACUCUUCCAGUUUGGCAAAGUUGAAAUCUGAUGGUAAAAGAGAAGCUUCUUCAAUUAUUGUUGAUGCUAUUGAACAGGCUUGCGAUUAUUUUGCUAAAUUAAGCAAAUGCAUUGAACAAGACUGGGAAUCACCGUUAUCAUCAUCGCUUGAUCGACAUCGUCGUCUUGUUAUUAUCUCAUCCGUUGUCAAAAUGAUCGAAGAUUUUGCCACACUGAAAUAUGAUAAAAAAGACGUGUUUCAAAUCAAUGAAAUUGCUUUGAACGAUCUGCGGCAGACCGCUGAACUUUUAAUGAAAAUUUCAAAUGAGCCAGAGAUGUCAAUUCCGGAUGCAAUACUUUCAAUGUGCGAUGGCGACGAAUUACUUGCAUUCGCGCGAAUUCCUGUUAAUGAAGUUUAUUAUCACAACAAAGACUGCUAUCGGGGAAUGUUUUGUGGACGUCUGCGAGCAAUAAUACUAAAGUGGCCAAGCCAUGAUGAGAAGCGGGAAAAAAAGGAGCAAAUACCAGCCGUUGUUCAUCUUCGCCUGUGGUUUGGAAAAGUAACGGAUCGCAGCAAUUGGGAUAAAGCAAUUAAGCCUGGAGUAGUUCAAUAUUUUGCAGAAGUUUUCGAAAAUCAACGAAGGCAUAUAAGUGGUCAGUGGAUGGAAACUGACGGGAAAAAUGGUGAACCCUACGCUCGAUCGGAUGAAACGGGAAUUAUUCGGAUGUCUGAAAACGAUAUAAAAGUGUCUAACGGAUGGUCUUAUAAGGGAGCAUGGAAAAUAAUGUUCUGUCAUGAUAUGUGGGUUGGACCCGAUGCCGGUUAUUCACAAUAUGAGGAUGAAAUUUUUGAAGUGCAGGAAAAGCAAGAUGAUAUUUGGACUGAUUUGUAUUAUAUAGGUGCAUCUGGUAACCGUAUUGAUAAUGCUCGUGAUCGAAACGCUCCUCCAGGAUGGCGAUGGAUUGGUGAUUGGACGAUUGAUCUAUUUUGUGCAGGUGAUGCUGAAGGAUGGUCUUACUCUUCGAGUGCAGUUAAUUUUGCUAAUGACGACGCUGUUAUUGACUACAGAGAGAGAGAAGGACAUAAAUUUCGACGUCGACGUUGGUGGCGUAUGAGGACUCUCGGGACAGGCACAAAAGAUAUUUUUGAAAAUAUUGAUGCUUUACGAAGAAGUAUUGAUCCUGAAUUAUGGGAGUAUGCGAGUGAUUUCCGUGAACCAGUACAUGUGCAAAAGAUGCCUGAUGACAAGUACCGCCGUAGGCGAUAUGUCCGUGAAAUGGUAUUCUCGGCUAAUCUUAGCCAGAGAAGAAGACUGGCUCUUUAUUUGGCUGAAGAUGUUUCAGUUUCACCUCGAAUUUAUGAAGUUUAUGAUCAUGCAACACGUUGGCAAAUGCGUGCAUCAAUUUUAUGGGCCAGGGAUUUGCUACCGACAAAUCGUCUUGGGUCGAAAGCAUUUGUUAGAGUUAUAUUUCUUAAUCGAUGUCAAGAAACAGCAAUCGUUGAAAAUACUAUUGAUCCGAUCUGGAAUGAAACGCUUAUUUUCAAGCGAGUAAUAAUAUGUGGUGGGAUAGCAUCCGUCCGUAAAGAUCCGCCAGCAAUAGUAGUGGAAGUAAGUUCGGAAGAUUUUCAUUCUUCUGAAAUAUUUCUUGGACGUUUUAUGGCAACACCCUCAGUUAUAUCGCUUGCAACUGAUCAUCGUGGAACACCCAAUUGGUUUCCGCUAUCAUUCCGCAAGAAUAGGCAGAAAGGCGCUUUAUUAGCAUUAUUUGAAUUAUUUCUGUACGAGGGACAGGCAAUACACAUUACACCAUUGAAACCGCCACGUAAAAAACAAAGUACUCGUUAUUCAGUACCACGAGGUGUUUGUCCAAUUGUCAAAAACUAUACAGUGCAAAUUUUGUGUUGGGGUGUUCGGGAUUUACCUCGGUAUCAGUUGUCAUUUGUGCGUAAUCCAUUUGUGGAAAUUCGAAUUGGCGAUAAGACAGCCCGAAGUGACGUGAUCGAAGAUGCGAAACGUAAUCCAAACUUCAAACGACCACUAAUAAUUUUGAAUGAAGUCCAACUUCCUGUUCAUUUCUAUUACGCACCACCGUUAACUUUCAAUCUAUAUGAUAGGCGUUCAUUUGGACGUGAACCACACAUUGGAAUUUGCGUCGUUCAUGAUUUCGCUAAAUAUAUUAACAAGUUACCAGAGGGUAGAAAACGGGAUAUUUAUAGUUGGGAAAAGUAUGACGAAAUGCUGUCUUUCGAGGAAGCUUAUGAAAAAGGAGUGAGAAUGACGGAUUCUGAAGAAUGUUUCUUUGGUGAUUGCAUCAUUGACUGGUGGAGUAAAUACUAUAGUUCAAUUGGUGAAAGCGAAAAAGCUCCAGGAUAUUCCGAUUCUGGAAUAGAAACGUUACGAGUGUUUGCGUGCCCUCUUGAAGAUGUGAGUGAAUAUUGUGGGUUUUCUGACUUUCUUGACACAUUUAUCUUUCGGAAGAUGACCAAAGAAAAUAUCGAAAUACCAGAACUAAUGAUACCACGCGGUGAACUCAAAGCUCGAAUUUUCAUCAGAAGACAGAACAGAAUCUCAAAUGAAUGUUUUGCUCUGCCCAUCGUAGAAUUUGCUGGAGUGACCAAAUGCACUAUUCGUGUAUAUAUUGUGAGAGCUUUCGAUUUGGUCAGCAGACGGAAGGAUGGCACCUGCGAUGCUUACAUUAGUGUGAAAUGUGGAACAAAGAAAAAGAAAAAUUUACGAAAAGACUACCGGCCAGGUUCAUUGGAUCCCUUGUUUGGCCAAAUGAUUGAGAUGGAAGUAGAAAUACCAAUCGAUAAAAAACUUGUGGUAUCAGUCAUGGAUCGUCAGCGUGUUUUUUCUGAUAAUGAAAUCGGUCAUACUGUGAUUGACUUGGAAAAUCGUCUUUUGACACAGUUUCGAGCCACCGUUGGCUUACCGCAGCAGUAUAUAACACGGGGACCACUCGUUUGGCGUGACCAGCUUACGCCUCUUAACAUAUUAAAACGACAUUGUAUGAGGAUGAAUUAUCCCGCACCAGAACUGCUAAUGAAAGGAAAUGAUGUUGGGAUUAUGAUUGCUGGAGUGGCUGUGUGGCUUAGUGAUAUUGAAAGUGUUCCUCCAAAUCAUGCAGAGAUUUUAGGUCGACCGUUGCAACGAGUAGCGCUUUAUAUUUUGAUUAAGAUGAAUUUGGUACCAGAACAUGUGGAAACUCGACCACUCUACAAUGCCAUCAAUGCUGAUAGCGAAUGUGGUAAAUUGGAAAUGUUUGUCGAUUUGUUCCCACAUGCAAUGGGAUCAAUACCUCCACCCGUGAAUAUAUCACCUCGCAGGCCUCACAAAUUUCAGCUGCGUGUGGCGGUUUGGAGUGUUCGUAACGUAAUUCUUACCAAGAGAACAAUGGGAAAACCGGCAGCAGAUAUCUAUUUGAAGGUUUUUUUGAACGGAAGUGAGAAAAAAGAGAAGACCGAUGUUCAUUAUCGAAGUCUUGAUGGAUAUGGCUCAUUCAACUGGCGUUUCGUGUUCGAUUUUGAUUUUGAUAUUUGGGAGAAGAAAAUCGCGAUGUACACCAAAAAACAUCUCUUUGGCAAGAAAUCGUCAUUGUUGGUAGAUCCAAUACUGUUUGUUCAAAUCUGGGACAACAACAAAUUUCGGAAAGAUGGCUACAUCGGGCAACUUGCCCUAGACUUACUAUCUUUUGAUGAAGCACAAAUGGAUGCCGAUGAAAUGUACAAUGUUGAUUAUGCUUGCGAAAAUCGGAAUCGGUGUAAUUGUUGCGUAAAGCGCUGUUUUUGUCGUUGCAAUAGCAAAAGAAAAGAGAGAAAAAAGAAUAUCCCUUUACCACGAGCACCGCCGUACAUAUCAGGAAGAGUUGGUCAAUUUUCAUUAUUUCAACAGCGUACAACUUAUGGAUGGUGGCCCUGCGUCAGUAUUUCUCUACCUGAUGAGCAGAAAUUAGAUUUUGAUACAAAGAUGAAAAAAGAUGACGACUUCACUGCCCAAAAACCAUAUGUGACUGGCGCGGUAGAAUUGGAACUGACACUACUAACAUCCGAAGAAGCAAAACUUGACCCUGUGGGAAAGAAGCGUGGAAAACCAAAUCAUUCACCAUAUCUUCCGCACCCGAAUCGUCAUCGUUUGGAUCAGUUCUGGUGCCUUUCGAGAGCUAAAGCAUGUUGUUCCUUCUGUUGGACCAAUUGGGGUAAACAGUGUGUUGUCAUAGUUAUAGUUGUUUUGAUUAGCGUUAUUUUUAUUGUCUCAACUGUUUACAAGCUACCUGAUAUUAUAACCAUGAAAGUAUUUAAUAUUCAUAGUUAA